AUGGCCGCCGCCGCCGGGAGGCCGGCCACCAUGCGCGCCGUCCAGUACAGCGGCUACGGCGGCGGCGCCGCCGCCCUCAAGUUUGUGGAAAUCCCUGUUCCUUCCCUGAGAAAGGAUGCAGUUCUUAUAAAAGUAGAAGCUGCAAGCCUCAAUCAAGCCGAUUGCAGGAUUCAGAAAGGGUUGAUGCGCCCCUUUCACCCAAAAUUUCCAUUCAUUCCAGUAACCGAUGUUUCUGGGGAGAUCAUUGAGGUUGGCUCUGCAGUUCGCGAAUUCAAAGUUGGUGACAAAGUUGUCUCCAAACUAAACUUAUGGAAAGCAGGUGGCCUCGCUGAGUACGUGGCGGCACCGGAGAGCGACACCGUCGCGCGCCCCGCCGGCAUCUCCGCCGCCGACGCGGCAGGGCUGCCCGUCGCCGGCCUGACGGCUCUCCAGGCGCUGAGGGCCAUCGGCACCAGGUUCGACGGCGGCCCGGGCAGCGGCGGCGGUGGCGCCGACGUGCUGAUCACCGCGGCCUCCAGCGGCGUCGGCACGUACGCCGUGCAGCUCGCCAAGCUCGGCAACCACCGCGUCACCGCCACCUGCGGCGCGCGCAACCUGGACGUCGUCGGCAGCCUCGGCGCCGACGAGGUCCUCGACUACGCCACGCCGGAGGGCGCCGCCCUCGCGGCGACGGCGAGCCCCUCCGGCUCCGGCAAGAAGUACUACGACUACAUCGUCAACAUCACCGACCGCGGCAGGUGGUCGGCGUUCAAGCCGCGGCUGAGCGGCCGCGGCGGCAGGGUCGUCGACGUGUCCCCCAACCCGGGCAACUUCGUGGCGUCGGUGCUGACGCUCUUCUCCCGGAGGAAGAAGCUGUCGCUGGUGGUCCUGACGCUGGGGAAGAAGGACAUGGCGUUCCUGCUGGAGCUGAUGGCAGCGGGGAAGCUGAAGACGGUGGUGGACUCGCGGCAUCCGUUCGAGAAGGCGGCGGAGGCGUGGGAGCGGAGCCUCAGCGGGCAUGCCACCGGGAAGGUCAUCAUCGAGAUGUGAGCUGCGUUCCUGACUAGCUACCCACCAUGGCCCACCGGCCACUGUCUCUCUCCGCAGCAAUCAUCUUUUGUUAUUCGUACAACGUACACAGUAAGUUGUGUCGUCGUCCAAGUGGUGAUUCGUCGGGUUGGAUUGGAUUCAUCCCUGAAUUGUAGCAUAUGUUAAUUUUAUUUUUUUUUACUUGGAAAAAUAA
Oryza brachyantha (malo sina) is the source of this 1222-nucleotide messenger RNA. Its product is annotated as quinone-oxidoreductase QR1, chloroplastic-like. Gene Ontology annotation, molecular function: oxidoreductase activity. Lineage: Eukaryota; Viridiplantae; Streptophyta; Magnoliopsida; Poales; Poaceae. The transcript has 4 exons. The record is from RefSeq and is a predicted model, not a curated record. Bases 1 to 1029 code for a protein of 342 amino acids.